Molecule: messenger RNA, 1792 nt
Organism: Loa loa (African eye worm)
Lineage: Eukaryota; Metazoa; Nematoda; Chromadorea; Rhabditida; Onchocercidae
Exons: 8
Coding region: 20-1540 (506 amino acids)
Biological process (GO): resolution of meiotic recombination intermediates; replication fork processing
Cellular component (GO): Fanconi anaemia nuclear complex; FANCM-MHF complex
Molecular function (GO): chromatin binding; protein heterodimerization activity
Source: RefSeq, a predicted model, not a curated record
UUCAGAAAAUGUGUAUGUAAUGGAUGAUAUCGAUUUUGACGGAGAAGAUGGGAAUGGUAAACUAUCCAUGAUUGAUGAAGAAGAUUUAACAGUGAUACCCAGCAAACGAUCAAAGGAAGAAAAAGAGAAGCCACCAAAGGGGGAGGUUUCGAAACACGAAUACCAAGAAAUUAUCGAUGCUAUCCAUUAUUCGUGCAUGCUUAUACAGGACGAAGUUGUUGAAGAGUUGGAGAAAAAAGGUCAGGAAAUGGAAUUUGAAAAAGAAGUAGUCGCACAAGUGGCUUUUGCUAUAUGUGACACCCUAUGUCUUACCUGGCCCAGUGAACUCCUGCAGUUCGCAAAGCAUGGAAGGCGUUCGAUCGUCAAUAUCUCGGAUCUAACGCUCCUUUUCCGAAGAAAUGAAAACAUGCUUUCGCUUAUCCGAAGCAUUGGUGAAAGCUCAUUACUUCCGGUUAGAAAAAGACAGCCUCGGAAGGGUGCAAGCAAAAAGAACAAUAAGGCAACUGAUAGCAGUCGAAAGAUGGAUAGUGAGAAUUCAAGAGAUGUGGGUGCUUUGUCACCUGAUAAGGAUACUCUAAAGUUGGCGGAUUUUUGGGAUCAGCCUUCAACGAGUCGAAAACGACCAUUACUAUUGUUGGGAGCAUCUAAAUACACCUCAGCAACUACGGAAGGAAAAUUUCUACCUGAUUCAAUAUCUCUGCAAAGAAAGGAGGUUACUGCGAAGAAGGAUGAAACGCUACCCUGUUGCAAGGAAAAAGCAGAUAUUACUGAGUCAAGAAAAAAAGAUAAUGGACGAGAAAGACAAAAUCAAACAACGGAGCAACGGUUACAACCAGCCUUUCUUCUAUAUGGUUCUGAAACCGGGGAAGAGCAGAAGCUGGAAUCUCUGGAUAUUAAUAUUCCAUGUUAUUCGAACAAGGAAGAUUUGCAACACCGAAAACCACAGUGCGUUACUGGUUCCUUGAGUGUACCCAAUCGAAAAAUACGCGGAAUAAAUAAAUUGGAUUUAAGCAUUUGUACAACAGACAUAUCCAGAGAAGUAAAAGUAAAUGUGAGAAAUCCAACCGUUCCAAUCUUAGAAUCAGAUAAUGAAAUGCUUGUUGAAAGUUCGACUACAGUAGCUGCUAGUCCUGAAACAACAUCUCAUAUAAAAGCAAAUAAAACUGAUAGGGACAAAAUGGAAUUUCGAAUUGAAAAUGUCCCAGAUGGUAAACCUAUUUUCUCCGCCAGAACUCCUGAUUUGAACUCGAUGAGAAGAAUAAGUGGGAGACAGCUUACGGAUACAUCAUUAAGGAAUAGAUCCAGCGCCGCAGAUGACUGCUUUUCGUCUUUCAAAUUUGAAUCAGAUGACGAAGAUUCGGACCAGAGUUUAGUGAUGGGAAAUAAAGUCACGAAUGACAAGAACGCAGUGUCACCAUCAGUCAGCAAUAAUAGGUGUUCUACUGGUGAAUGUGCUUCGAUGAGUGAGAAUCGAGAACAUCGGGACAUCAGUGGUGAAGAAAGUGAUGUAGAUCUGGAUGCAACUGUUUUUGAUUUCUAAUUAUGAAGUUUUCGGCUGUUAUUGUAUUUGUAUCAUAUUUAGCUGUUGAAAAUACUUUACUGCAAAUUUAAAAUUAUGAUGUCCGCAAUAUGUUUAUGCUGUGUUCUUUGGGAAUACAUGAUGCAAAGAUGGUAUUUUUGUUUACUGUUUGCAAAGAUAAUUCAGGUACUGUUUCAGGAAUACUAUUUCAGGUAGAUGUUUUUCCGAUGCAUAAAGUUGAAGAUUGUUGUAUUUUUUUUUUUGUUUAGGGAA